UGAAUCUGUGCUAAUACGACACAAGACAUUAGAUACAGUAUAGCACAGGAGAUGAUACACAGUGUUCUAGAUCUAUUAGAAUGCAUAGAUUGUAGGCAUUGAGAUCUGUUUUCCAGAUUGACUAAAAGAGGUGGAUUGAGUAUUGGAGGUAAAAGUUUGAGGUUACUAAGGGUGAGACGAGGAUGAGUUAUAAGGAACAUCUGCAGACUUGGAGAGAUCGGAUGAGCGAAGAGCUGGACCGGGUCAUGAAUUUCUGGAUCCAACACUCACACGACGAGGAAUAUGGAGGUUUCUUCACCUGUCUCAGUCAAAAUGGUGACAUCUACGAUGACCUGAAGUAUAUCUGGCUGCAAGGCAGGCAGGUUUGGAUGUAUUGCCACCUGUAUAGAAAAGUAAGCAAGUUUCACAAGGAAGAAAUACUUAAUGCCGCAAUAAAAGGAGGGGAGUUCCUUCUGGCUAACGCUCGACCCAACACGGAUUCCGCAAAAUGUGCCUUUGUCGUAACGCGAGAUGGGCAAGCAGUAAAAGUGCAACGGACCAUCUUCAGUGAGUGUUUCUUCAUCAUGGCUAUGGAUGAACUAUGGAGAACCACUAAAGAGGAUCGGUAUAAGGAGGAGGCUCGGAAAACGAUGGAUCAGAUUGUAUAUUGGGUACGAGAAGACUCAUCUGGUUUGGGGAGACCAGAGCUUCCUGGUGCAGCUCCAGUGAAUGCUAUGGCUGUGCCAAUGAUGUUGCUCAACUUAGUAGAUCAGCUGAGUGAAGAGGAUGAAGAGGCAGCAAGGAAAUAUGAGGAUUUGAGAAAAUGGAGUAUCGAAAGGAUCUUGCAACAUAUUCAGCGAGAUGGUAGUGCUGUGCUGGAGAAUGUGUCCGAUGAUGGAAAGGAGCUUCCAGGCUGUUUGGGAAGACAUCAGAAUCCAGGCCAUGCUAUGGAAGCAGGCUGGUUUCUCCUGCGUCAAGCCAUUGCACAGUCUAACCAUGACUUAGGCCGUAUCGCUGUUGAAAAGUUUGUGCUUCUUCCAUUCCUCUCUGGUUGGGAUCAGGAAUAUGGGGGUCUUUUCUCUUUCCAAGAUGUGGAUGGACAUUGCCCUACACAACUUGAGUGGAGCAUGAAGCUCUGGUGGCCACAUACAGAAGCACUUAUUGCUUUCCUUCUGGGAUAUCAGGCGACCAAUGACCCACAGCUGCUGGAGCACUUCCAAAAAGUCUUUGACUAUGCGUUCAGUCGGUUUUCAGACCCGAAGCAUGGGGAAUGGUUUGGUUACCUGACUAGAGAAGGCAAAGUAGCACUUAGUAUCAAAGGGGGACCAUUUAAAGGAUGCUUUCACGUUCCGCGGUGCCUGUAUAUGUGCGAGGAGAUCCUAUCCAAAUUACUGGCAGAGUGUGACAAGACUUCAGAUCUGCCUUCAUCGAGCAUUGCUUGCUGAGUCGUGUAAUCCUGGGAUAUUGAGACUCGAAAAACAGAUUACUCUAAUAGCUGGAUUAGAAUGCUUAUACCUGCUUUGCACAGUUAACCAGUCAGACUGCACUAACCUUCCUAACUCUGAAUCCUUUAAACUCCAGUGUUAGGGUUAGAUGUAUUCCUUGUAAAUGUAUAGUCUAGUUUUUUUU
Messenger RNA from Pelobates fuscus (common spadefoot toad), 1608 nucleotides. It is a transcript of the gene RENBP, whose product is annotated as renin binding protein. The record is from RefSeq and is a predicted model, not a curated record. The transcript has 10 exons. Gene Ontology annotation, molecular function: N-acylglucosamine 2-epimerase activity; peptidase inhibitor activity. Lineage: Eukaryota; Metazoa; Chordata; Amphibia; Anura; Pelobatidae. Gene Ontology annotation, biological process: carbohydrate metabolic process; N-acetylmannosamine metabolic process; N-acetylglucosamine metabolic process. Bases 183 to 1424 code for a protein of 413 amino acids.